UAAGUUUAUUAAUGGUGCACAUACUAUUAUAUACGGGUCACGGAUCAACAAAUCGUUACAUUGAAACAGCAUUGCAAGAAACAGACUGUGGUGAUGUGUAUAUAGAGUUGCUUUUGUCAGCGAGGAACUUUUUUAUUCAUAUUGUUUCGUGAGUGAAAUGCUGUGUAGCCUCCAGGCGUACAUCUCGGGACGUAGGUGUGUCGCAGUCGGCCUAUGUGUGUAUGGGUAGUGGGGGGGCAACCAUCGAACAUCAGCACACGUGCACUGUGUUUGCGUAACUCUGCCACUGCACUCGCGUGUGGACGUCAACACACACCACUACACUCCUUCAUUUACUACUCUACGAUAAAGUAGUCGCGCUGUGUCAUAGCCCACUGUGUCAGCGAUAUAUCAAGAAGUUUCAUACACUGAUUAUUUGUGACAGAGUCAUUCUUAUUGACAUUGGCUUCGUGUCAAUGAACUGUCUUUGAUCCUAGCCUAUAUAUAUAUGUAUGUGUGUGUGUGUAUACUACAGUGGCUAAGAGUCAGGGCAGAUGACGUCAGCUUGUUUACAUACGUCUUCAGCACGAGACUAACCCACAUUGUCUGCGUGUACUUGUGCCAUUCUCGUGAACUGUUUGGGUUCAACGCCUAACUGCUUACACGGUCAUACUAACUUAAAAGACCUGCUCCCGUUAAUCUUAUCCGAUAAAACUUACAAAAGAAAAAAAAAACAAAAAACAACUUAGCCUUCACUUUGUUUUAUACCUAGAUAUUGACGCAGUUUGAUUUAUUGAUUGGGCACAGUGUCAGUUCAUUACAUGUAUGGAUACAGCGGAUGUUCAAUAUCAUAUCAAAAGGUGUGAAUUUGAAAUGAUCUGAAACUUGAGUGCAAAAGUUUUUUGUGAAUAUUUAAAGUUUCAAUAUUUCACCUGGGAUUUAAAUUACGCUGAUUGUGCAACGUGUUCUGACAAUGUAACAAUUGUGCUCGUAGCCGCCUGAUGGAACUCUUCUGAGAAAGAUUGGGAGUAAACACCAAAAACAAAUGACUUCAGAUGUAGAGCUCCGUUCUCUGCUAUGUUUUUCUGAGUGAUAUUUUCAACUAUAUUGCUGAAAAGUUCAAUAAAUUCACAUCCAUACCAUCGAGUAGCCGGACCCUAGAUCCUGUCCUGUUGCCCUAGAUCCAUGACCCAGCCAAGACCAUGAAUCUCUCAGACAUCCUCAGAGAGGUGGGCAACGAGGGGCUGUUCCAGAUCCUCACCCUCGUGGCGCUGACCAUGCCCAAAAUGCCCAUUCAGUGGUCGAUGACCAUGAUGUCUUUCGCCUCCUACGUCCCUCCGUGGUGUUGCGUGCCGGACGACGUGGUGGUGGACGGAAAAUGCGUGACGUUUUCCCCGGACAACGCCUCCAGCAUCGACUAUUCCUCCUCUUACCAGCAAUGCGACCUAAAUGCUACAGUCUGCAGCCACAGGAUCUACCUGGAUCCCGACGGGGCGUCUACAGCAGUGACGGAGUGGGAUCUAGUCUGUGAUAAUAAUUGGAUCGUCUCGGGUCUGUCCUCGUUACAAAUGGGCGGAGUCAUGAUUGGAUCUUUGAUCAGUGGGUAUUUGUCAGAGCUCUUCGGACGGAAGAAGGUUCACUUCGCCUCCAUCUUGGUUCAUGCCUUGCUGAAUGUGGGCGCUGGCUUCUCCAACUCGUGGAUACUUUUCGCUGUCUUCAGAUUUCUGAUUGGAUGCUGCAUUGGAGGAUACCUUGUGGUGCACGUGCCGUACGCCUUGGAAUUUAUCUCCCCUAGAUGGCGCGUCAUACCGGCGUCACUUCCUUUUGCCGCCAUUGGAGCUUCUCUCCUCCCAUUGGCUGCUUGGUCUUUGCCAGACUGGCGAUGGAUGCACUUCGUCUGUGCCAUCUUCUGCGCGCCAUUUCUGCUAGCAUAUUUUUUCCUGCCAGAAAGUAUGAGGUGGCUGACUGUGAAAGGAAAAGUGGAUGAAGCUGCCAAGGUUGUUGAGACGAUUGCCAGGAUGAACGGAAAGACUAAUUAUGAACACGAGAAAUGUCUGCAGAAGAUCCAGAAAAUAGCUCAGAAAGAAAAGGAAUUGAAAGAAAAAGGAAAGAAAUAUACUUACUUAGACGUCUACAGGGGCUGGUCUAUGGCUAGACUAACAUUAACUCAGCAGUUUGUCUGGUUCACGACCUCUCUAGUAGGUUACGGCAUCAUCCUUGGCAUCACCAACCUGGCGGGCAACAUCUACGUCAACAUGCUGCUGGUCGAGGUGGUCGAGAUCCCGUUCAUACUGGUCACGUGCUAUUUCAAUAACUGUAUAGGGCGAAGAUUGACCGCGCUCAUCUAUUUCAGUUUUGCAACUGUGGCAGGAUUACUUGCCCUUAUUUUUCAUCUUGUUCCCCAUUUACCAAACAAGGAAACGGGUAUUACAAUAAUGUGUAUCUGCUGCAGGUCUUUCAUUGCUGGUGCAGCUGCUGUAUUUAUCGUAGUUUCUACCGAGGUUUAUCCUACUGUUAUAAGGACACUUGGAUACGGUGCGGCCAACACUGCAGCUAAAGUCGGAGGGGUUCUGGCACCUUUUCUUAUAAACAUUGAAACGAUUCCUACUGUAGCCUACAGUGUGAUCACUGUGACCUGUUUCUUCUGUAUUGUUGCGGUGUGGUCACUGCAAGAAACCAAAAACCUGAUAAUGGAGGACACCCUUCACAAGUCUGCUUCCAGACAAAGUUCUCUCAUAACCAGCAGCCAAACUACUAAUAAGUCUGACACUUCUGGUCGGAGAAUAUCACGGGCCAAAUCCAUCAUCGACCUUGACACUGACCUCAUUCAACACAAAAACUACUCUGAGUACGAGGAUGACAGUGAUGAAGAAAAGUCUGAAGAGAGUGUUGACAGGCAGCUUGCUCAAGAAAAAGUUGUGUCUGUCAACGAGAAGCUGCCAUUGCUCCGCGAAAGAUUUCCCAUGUACAAACCUAAUAGAGAAGAAGAGAACGUGAAUGCUGGAAUAGACAAUUUGGGCUUGGAAUCCUCAGCAAAUGAAAACAAAUCAGAGAGCAUCAUUGUUUCCAGUAAUGUAACAAACUCUGCCAGGUCUUAUGAUCAAGAUUCAGAAGGGUCAUCCUCCAGAACUGGACAUCAUUCAGUACUAGUUCAAACAUCUUUCAGUACAGAGCAAUCUGAGGCCAGCAAGGAAUCCAACGGCAUUGUCAGAACUCCUAAUACUUCAGAAGAUCACAAGAAAUUUGUUCGGGAAUAUUAAGUGAUACAAGGUCUUUCUAAGGAAGUUUUAUUUCUUGAAGGGUUAUAUGACUAAACAAUAUUAAUACUAUGUAACUGAAACAUUAGCUUAAUACAGUUAGCAUAUGUGGCUGGCUGUUGAAAUAACCCAAUUUUUUAAGCUAUUUAACUUAUAUUUUAAUUGUGCUUAAAACCAGCAAAUGUAAAACCGAAAUGGAUUUUUAAAACUUAUUUAGUAUUUUUUGUAUUUACUAUCUACAUUUACCAAAAUGAGUAAUCAAGGGGAGCUAAACAUUUUUUUUUUCAAAAUGUCAUCGAUGUAAAUAAAAUUUUAGGAUUAAGAUCUAGUCUAGAGAAACACAACUUUUUUUUUUUUGGUUCCAACAUUUUGGUAUUGAAAUUGAAAAUCUUUGAUCCCAUGACCAAAUGAAAAAUUAAGAUUAAUUUGAAAUACUUUUGAUACUGUUUCUAAUUUUCUGCCCUUGAAUAUUUUCUCAGUAUCUAGAGCAUAGAUCUAAUAAAUACUCUUGUAUCAUUAAACAUGUUUAGUCUUGUCUGAGACAAUGUCUUGGUGCAUUGUAAGUCCUAAUUUGGUAUUAUCUAAAUAAAAAUGUUUUAUAUGUUUAAACAUUAAAGUGAUUGAAACAUAAAUGUUAUUAAAAAACCUACCUCGCUAAGAAUUGUGGGAUUAUAGACCAGUAUCUACUGAAUUCAGUAGAGGAUUCCUUUUUUCCAUUAUUAAUUUUUUCAGUUUCAUACAAUUACAUGUACACAUCCAUACAUCUAUUAUAUUAUGUUAUUAUUUUUAUUAUCCUUAUUAUAUUUUAGAAAUUAACUAUUUUUCAUUCUCUGGCACUUCCAGGGCCAAGCUUUGUCAAAUGGAAACAAAAAAUCCUUGUAGUCCUCUUAAGAGUCCAAUAAGGAAUUUUAUUAUUAUUAUUUUUAUUAAUAUUAUGUUAGAGAUGAACGAGUAUUCAUUCUCUGGCGCUGCCAGGGUCGAGUUUUGCUAAAGGGAAACAAAUUCAUCAUAGUCCCUUUAUCAGUUUCCACUGAGGAAUUUUCUGGUAUUGUGGCAGGUCUACAGCAGUACCACACUCUGCCAGGCAAUGAGAAUGUUUCUAAGAAUGUUAAGCGCCUUGAAGGUGUCUGUGAGAUCAGUUGUAAUUAGUUAUAAUCAGUUGAUAUAACAAUGGGGUACAUUGUUAUUUUAGAUAACUUCCAGAAACGCUUAAUCUCCAAGCCUAGGUUCCCAUAUUUUUGUUGUUUUUCCAACUCUAUUUUUUCUUAAAUUAUGAGAUGAUUAUUAUUAUUAAUAUUAUUAUACACACCAUUACAUAAAAUACAUACAGAUAUGAAAAUACAUUUAUCAAACCUCUUUGUAUUUGAUAAGUGUCGGUGCCACAUCAUACAACUGUCGCUUGCUUUUUUUUUUUCGGUCACCUGCCUGUUUUAUUUUUUGAACCUGUUGAUUAUUUCCAAAUGUUACAUUUCCAAUGUAUUUAACAAACAUGAAGUAUUCCAAUCUGUUCAUAAGUAUGUAGAUUGUAUAUCUCAAUGAUCUUCUGUACAAAGUUAAACCAAUAAGGAGCUUAUUAUUACAUUCACCUCUUUGUAAGAGAUUGAAACAACAAAUAAUUGAGUAUGUCAUAAGUUUACAUGUAAAUAUUUGUAAGGAUGGAUCUGUUAAGAGAAAUAAAUAUAUGUGCAAUCUAAAUACAACAUACAACUUUGAUUAUUAGAAACAGAUAGACUUUUAUAGCUAUGUAUGAAAGUUUUGUUCUUAAUUAUUGUUUUUUUUAUUUAUGGUUCGAAACAGAACUGUUCCUGAUAAAUUUUCUGGUGCCCAUUUAAUCUCUAUUUCAAUAAAAAAGCCCAAUGCUUGCUUUUAAUUUCAAAGUUUAAAUGACGUUUCUUACCAAUUACUAUAACCCUUCACAAAAAACACUACUGUACAUAAGAAAACCUGGAAUUCUAAACUAAACUGCUGUUCAACUAUGGUAACUUAGAUGUUAAUCUUUCAAACUUCAACAUUCUGUAUGCAUUGAAUGCUUUUUUUUUUAUCUGUCUGUUCAUUUUUGUUGUAUAAACUUUACUUCUUUUCUCUUGUUUGAAAGUUUUAUUUCUAAAGAUAAAUUUGUUAAUCACAGACUGCUGAAUGUCUGCUUCUACCAUGAUAAGGAGUUAAGGUUGAGUAUUAUAUCUGUAAAUAAUUACCCCCCUCCAUCCAAAAAAUACAAUAAAAAUAUAGGUAUUGCUGGCAGCUGCAUAGUGUACUUUGAAAUUGAACUUAACUUUUCUCUGACUACUAUAAGUUGUUAUCGUUCUUUUUUGACAAUCUUGGAUCAUUAUUUUUUAGAUAAAAUUUUUUGGGCUUUGAAAAAAAUUUUAAUGUAUGGACAUUUUUAUUUUUACAAAGUUAAUUUCAUUGUUGCUGACAUAUUCAAUAAAUAUUUUCAGACAUUAAAACUUGCUGGUUUUCUAUUAAAUUUUGCAGCAAUACUUAAUCUGGUAUUUUUGUGUAAUGUCUGCAAAUUAGAUUUUUUUCUUACACUUGGCUUGAAGCUUACAAUGAUGUUAAGUAGAAAUUCAUUAUUGAAAGCCAUAUGACAUACUUUAAAUUGCUAUCUAGUAGAUUCUAAUAAUUUCACACUACACAGUCCUGUUUGUUUGUUUUAUCUUAAUCUAGCACAGCUUUCAAUAUCUAAAAAUUCAAAUUAAUUUCAAGGUAUACUUAUUCUAAUUUCUUAAGUGGCUUAAAAAAUAUUUAUUUUUAGAGUUUAAAGCAACUUGUUGAUCAUAAUUAAAAUAUUAUACUUAUUAUUUUUUUUUUGUUAGCAUAUAAUUUUACAUGUAUCUUUUUGAUCUGACUACACUAGCUUAGCUAAGUAUUUGACUAUUUGGUAGACUAUAAGUUUUUGAUCUGACUACACUAGCUUAGCUAAGUAUUUGACUAUUUGGUAGACUAUAAGUUUUUGACACAUGUACUAUUGUAAAUCUUGUUAUACUGGACAAUGAAGAUGUUACAAUGUUAUUGGGACCAGUAAUUUGUACUACAUUUUGAAUAUAAUUUAUAUAGACAUAUUUAAGUAAUGACAUGUUUCGGUACUGACAUUGAAAUGUACAUAAUUUUAAAUUAUCUAAUGUUGGCAGUAAUCUGUUACCACAUAGCAAGUACAAUGUCUAAUAAAUAAAAAUGGUUUGGAAAUAAAAAUGUCUGUUCAACACAA
This is a messenger RNA of Biomphalaria glabrata, 6444 nucleotides long. RefSeq names its product organic anion transporter 3-like. The coding region runs from base 1182 to 3239 and encodes 685 amino acids. Gene Ontology annotation, cellular component: membrane. Gene Ontology annotation, biological process: transmembrane transport. The record is from RefSeq and is a predicted model, not a curated record. Lineage: Eukaryota; Metazoa; Mollusca; Gastropoda; Planorbidae. Gene Ontology annotation, molecular function: transmembrane transporter activity. The transcript has 11 exons.